AUGGAGUUGUUUAAAUCCUUAGGGUUCUCUGGCGCUAGCCUCGCCAAAAUGCCCACCAAAUUCCCAACUGUGCUAGAAAGUGAUGCGUACACUGCUGUUGAUUUUUUUAGAGCAAAUGGUUUUAGUGAUAUGCGAAUAAAAACAUUGACUAUGAAGUGUCCCGAACUUUAUACUUAUAAUGCUCAAAAGAUUCUUAAGCCAAAGUUGGGGUUUUUCAAAUCGUUAGGCUUGCCAGAUCUUGAAAUUACAAAGCUUUUAUCUGCAUCGCCUAAUGUUCUGCGAACGAGCCUCGAAAAACAAAUCAUUCCGUGUGUUCAAGAGCUUAGGCGGAUUCUUGGCACCGACGAGAAUGUCUUAAAGGUUAUAAAGGCAUACUUUGAAGUAAUUAGAAUAAACGUUGUAGAAAUGCUACAGCCCAACAUCGCUACUCUGAUAAGCCAUGGUGUUCCCCAAUCAUUAGUUUUCAAACUCUUCUUUAUAAGACCACGGCCACUGAAUAUCUAUAGCAAUCGAUUUAGUGAGAUUGUUAGUGACGUUAUGAAAUUAGGUUUUGAACCCAAUUGUCUACAAUUUAUUGUUGCCAUUGGGUCCAUGGCACAAAAUAGUAAAACAUUGUGGGAGCUGAAGGUGCAAGCUUUUAGGAGUUUUGGUUUGUCAGAGGAUGAGAUUUACGCAGCAUUCAAGCGGCAACCCUUGUGUAUGGCUCUUUCGGAGAAGAAGAUCAAGAAAAUGAUGGAUUUCUUUAUGAACAAACUGAAGAUGAAGCCUUCUGUGAUCUCCAAUUGUCCGAAUCUUCUACUGCAUAGCUUGCAGAAGCGAAUUAUUCCAAGGUGUUCAGUUCUGCAACUUUUGAUGUUGAAGGGUUUGAUCAAGGAAGAUACUAACGUUGUUUAUAUGGUUACAAAGGCUGAGAAGAACUUCAUGGAGAGAUUUGUGAGCAAGUAUCAAUCUGAGGUUCCUGAUGUUGUUAGAGCACACCAAGGGAAGAUAGAAUUUCAAGGGCUCCCCGUAGCCAUGGAAAUGUGA
This is a messenger RNA of Carya illinoinensis, 1026 nucleotides long. RefSeq lists its product as uncharacterized. Gene Ontology annotation, molecular function: double-stranded DNA binding. Gene Ontology annotation, biological process: chloroplast organization; regulation of DNA-templated transcription. NCBI's taxonomy places the organism in Eukaryota, Viridiplantae, Streptophyta, Magnoliopsida, Fagales, Juglandaceae. The record is from RefSeq and is a predicted model, not a curated record. Gene Ontology annotation, cellular component: chloroplast. Bases 1 to 1026 code for a protein of 341 amino acids. The transcript has a single exon.